This is a messenger RNA of Glycine soja, 702 nucleotides long. RefSeq lists its product as uncharacterized. The transcript has a single exon. NCBI's taxonomy places the organism in Eukaryota, Viridiplantae, Streptophyta, Magnoliopsida, Fabales, Fabaceae. Bases 1 to 702 code for a protein of 233 amino acids. The record is from RefSeq and is a predicted model, not a curated record. Gene Ontology annotation, molecular function: zinc ion binding; nucleic acid binding.
AUGGCCUGGAUCCUAGGCUCUGUCGAUCCCAACAUUGUCCUGAAUCUUCGGCCUUACAAGACAGCAGCCACAAUGUGGAAUUACUUGAAGAAAGUCUACAGUCAGAACAAUGAAGCUCGAAGGUUCCAGCUUGAACACGACAUCGCUACCUUUAGACAUGAUAGUCUCUCCAUCUCUGAUUUUUACUCUCAAUUCAUGAAUCUUUGGGCUGAAUACACUGAUAUAGUUUAUGCAGACUUGCCUUCUGAAGGCCUCAGUUUAGUCCAAACAGUUCAUGAAACUACUAAACGCGAUCAAUUUCUUAUGAAAUUGAGAUCUGAUUUUGAAGGUAUUCGGUCCAACCUCAUGCAUAGAAAUCCUGUACCAUCACUGGAUGCAUGUUUCAAUGCUCUGUUGCAUGAAGAACAGCGCCUCCUUACACAGUCCAUCAUUGAAGAUCACAAAUCCGCUAUUGUUCCAGUGGCAUAUAUGGCCCGAGGAAAACCAAAAAGCCAUGACAUGUGUACUGUUCAAUGUUUCUGUUGCAAGCAAUUUGGACAUUAUGCUUCUAACUAUCCGAACAAAUUCUGCAACUACUGCAAAAAGGAUGGACAUAUUAUUAAAGAAUGCCCCAUAAGGCCACCCAAGCGAAAUGUCACAGCUUUUACAGCCUCAGUUGAUUCAUUUGUUCCUAAUAAUUCAGCCAAUCCAGCACAUGUUUAG